AGUGCGCAUGUACAACCAUCGCAGCAAACAGCUGAUCCGGUGUUUGCAAAUUGUAGCGACUCGCGUUUUGACACAAGGCCGUAGCGAAAAACCCCCCACCACAACAAAGAAAGCUGCACACAGUUUUUCUUCGGCAGCUCUCUUCUACAUCCCACAGUGGCGCUAAAUUUCACUCGUUUACUUAAAUCCGCAAAGCUUGUACGCACGAUGAGCGAGGCGGCCCACGGAAACCGGAUACCGCAGGCGUUCGAGGGCGAGGAAGAUGGCCAGCAAGACAUUUGGAUCUUCGGAUACGGAUCGCUCGUAUGGAAGGCCGACUUUCCGUUCGAGGAGAAGCGUACCGGCUACAUUAAAGGAUUUCUGCGGCGCUUCUUCCAAAACAGUAUCGACCAUCGGGGCACACAGGACCGGCCUGGCCGUGUGGUGACUUUGGUACACUCGGACGACCCGGAAUCGAAGGUGUGGGGCAUGGGCUAUCGUAUCGGUGCGUCGGAGAAGCUGCAGGUACUGAGCCACCUUGACCACCGGGAGAAGAACGGCUACGAUCGGCACUGUGUGAAGUUUUAUCCCUACCCGCCGUGCACGGCACAGUUGAACGAACCGCAACCGAUACUGCUGUACGUGGCCACGCAGGACAAUCCAUCGUUUGCCGGGCUGCACGACACGCUGGACGAGAUUGCGGACCAGAUACUGGGGUCCGCUGGGCAGAGUGGGAAAAACCCGGAGUACGUGUACAAGCUGGCGGAAGCGAUGAGACAGCUUUACCCGGGCGAGCGGGAUGACCAUUUGUUCGAGCUGGAGCAGUUGCUGCUAAAGCGUGAGUGUAGGCCAGAGCCACCGACGACGGAUGGGGAUACCAGCCGGUCGGAAGCUAGUAAGGAAGGCUAGUGGGAAGUGGGGAACGAGCCUUGCGGUGCAUAUGCUGGCAGUGCACAAUAAUUAGCCGGUGAUCUCGUCUCCGUUACCGCGCGCAGCACCACACACGUAUUAGAUGGUUUCGCGAACGGUAAUGUUUCACAACAGAUCGGUAUGGUUUUUGAAACCAACAUUUAGCUGCACAAUACAUUAAACAAUUGAGCUGCAAA
Molecule: messenger RNA, 1085 nt
Organism: Anopheles coluzzii
Lineage: Eukaryota; Metazoa; Arthropoda; Insecta; Diptera; Culicidae
Product: putative glutathione-specific gamma-glutamylcyclotransferase 2
Exons: 2
Coding region: 208-888 (226 amino acids)
Biological process (GO): glutathione catabolic process
Cellular component (GO): cytoplasm
Molecular function (GO): glutathione specific gamma-glutamylcyclotransferase activity; gamma-glutamylcyclotransferase activity
Source: RefSeq, a predicted model, not a curated record